Messenger RNA from Scedosporium apiospermum, 1434 nucleotides. RefSeq lists its product as uncharacterized. Bases 1 to 1434 code for a protein of 477 amino acids. The transcript is spliced from 6 exons. Gene Ontology annotation, biological process: transmembrane transport. Gene Ontology annotation, cellular component: membrane. The record is from RefSeq and is a predicted model, not a curated record. Lineage: Eukaryota; Fungi; Ascomycota; Sordariomycetes; Microascales; Microascaceae. Gene Ontology annotation, molecular function: transmembrane transporter activity.
AUGGCUUCUAUUGACAUUGACGAGAAAGUCAAACCCACCCGAACUACUUCCUGCGUCGAGGGAUCUGUCUUCAACGACGAAAUCGACAGACAGGCGCAUAAUCUUGCCGUUAUCAACCAUGCGCUUGGUCAGAUCGGGUUCGGCCGCUAUCAAUGGCAGCUCUUCUGCACAUGUGGUUUUGGGUUUCUGCUAGAUCAGAUGUUACCCGUGGCUGUGAGCUUGGCACUACCUCAAGUCACAAAGCAGUGGGAGAUCAAGUAUCCCGAACUGAUCAUCUUGGCGCUCUAUGCCGGCAGUCUCGUUGGCGCCCUUGGCUGCGGCCUGACCGUGGAUUUCCUCGGCCGAAAGCGAGUCUGGCAGACAUCUUUGCUAAUCGUCACCAUUUUCGCUUUGGUAUCAGCUUCGUCUCCCAAUUUUGCUGCACUGUGCGUGUUCGUUGGAUUCCAAGGUCUGGCAGCGGGAGGAAACUUUGCUAUUGAUCUCACCGUAUUCAUUGAGUCGCUGCCCAAGUCGAAAGAUUACCUCCUCACCGCGCUUCCUCUUUGGUGGGGGCUCGGAAAUGCUAUUGGUGGACUGCUAGCAUGGCCCCUCAUUGCGAGGUAUUCAUGCCCACAAGGAAGCAAUCCCGAUACCUGUGCCAACUCCGGCAACAUGGGUUGGCGAUAUCAGUACAUCCUCGUGGGAGGGUUGGCUUUGAUAAUGGCUUCCGCUCGUAUCUUUUUCAUGAAGAUGGAGGAAUCUCCGAAGUGGCUUGUUGCUACCGGCAAAUUUGACGAGGCUGUUGUGGUUCUGGGCCAAAUCGCCCGAACAAACAAAUCCGAUUUUAUGAUCACGGCCAAUGAAUUUCUUUCCCUUGACACUCAACAGGCGGCGACGAGAAGCCGGAAACGAUCAAUUCUCGCUGGCCUCAAUAACAUCAAGGGCCUAUUCAAUACCCGGAAGAUGGCCUUUUCUACCUCUGGAGUGUUGGCUCUCUGGGUCUGCAUCGGCAUUGCCAUUUCUUCGACUGUCGGUAUAUUCGGUCCAAUUCUAGCCACCGUACUUGUCAACGUCCCCUUUCUUGGUCGAAGACGGGCAAUGGCCCUGACAGCGUUAAUCGCAGCCGCCUUUUGCGGAGGUUUCACCAGCGUUCGGACCGAAGGGAGCAACAUUGCCUUUUCCUGCAUGAUCAGCUUCUGGCAGAAUGGAUUUUACGCCAUUCUCUACUCAUACACGCCAGAGAUCUUGCCAACAGCUUUGCGUGGCACUGGAUGUGGUUUAAGUAUGGCGAGUGGAAGGGUUGCAUCAUUAUCCGCCCCAAUCAUUGCAAUCUAUGGCAACUUGAACACGCCUGUGCCGAUUUGGGUCCUUGUUGGUGUUUAUGGCCUCAUUGCUAUUAUCGCCGUUUCCCUUCCUUUCGAGCCGAAGCACUUCUCCGAGGACGAGCGGUAUUAA